AAUGAAAACCAUGUUGGUUGCAAUGAUUAAAUGUAACUUAUCUUAUGUAAACUUUACUGUGAUUCUCCUGUAGUUUGUAGUACCAAUUCGCUUAGAAAGUUUUGGCUAAGUUUGUUCAUAGUAUUGGUUAUAAACAUUUUAAUAAUGUAUUUUCUGCUAUCUGCAGUUUCCGCUUGGCCUGAUGCAUGUGGAGGUGAUGAGGCUCGGCAUCAAAGACACACGGGCUAACCUUGGUUACAACCUCUACGGAAGAGAUGAUUCAAGAGACAGAUGCCAAACUAGCCAAGGAAAGCAUGUAUGCUUAUUGCCAGGCAGGACGUCGCUAGGAGUUGCGACUAUUGCACCUUUACUUCGAGGAGCAGGAUUGCUCGAUCCGGUUGUUUGUUGCAGCGCAAGAGUUACUGGUUUGUGGCCCUUGCUGCCCGGGUUCACUGCCAGUGAAUCCGUUGCCAGUAGCCGCGACGUUCCUGAUGUAGUUGGAGAGGAUGUCGCUGCCAUCGUCCUGCUCCUCAGCCAUGUUCUUCCAGGCGCAGAACAUCACUAGGAGCUGCGCCUAUUGCACCUCUACUUCGAGCAGGAGGAUGGCUCACCCCGGUUGUUUGCUGCAGCGCAAAGUUAUUGGUGUGUGGCCCUCACUGCCCGGGUUCAGUGUCGAUGACUCCGUUGCUGGCAGCUGCGGCAUUCAUGAGGUUGCCGGACAGGACGCCACUGCCAGUGUCGUGCUCCUCGGCCAUGUUCUUCCUCGAGCAGGUUGAGAUUCCAUGGUUGGUUCUUUGAAUAGAGGCAUACCUUGCUUUUUUUCCCCAUGUACUUGUAGUAACUGAAUUACUGGAUACAGAAUGUACCAAACUUGACAAGCUGUUAAAAUUUUGGUGUUCCAUCCCUUACAAA
Messenger RNA from Lolium rigidum, 891 nucleotides. RefSeq lists its product as uncharacterized. The transcript has 4 exons. Lineage: Eukaryota; Viridiplantae; Streptophyta; Magnoliopsida; Poales; Poaceae. The record is from RefSeq and is a predicted model, not a curated record. Bases 182 to 544 code for a protein of 120 amino acids.